Phytophthora nicotianae INRA-310 is the source of this 855-nucleotide messenger RNA. RefSeq lists its product as hypothetical. Bases 18 to 761 code for a protein of 247 amino acids. The record is from RefSeq and is a predicted model, not a curated record. NCBI's taxonomy places the organism in Eukaryota, Oomycota, Peronosporomycetes, Peronosporales, Peronosporaceae. The transcript is spliced from 2 exons.
CCCGGAAGUCUAUUGUGAUGAGCACCUCCGACGCCGUCAACGCUGCUGCUACGCUACCGACACCCCGACCGGUUAUUUACCUCACGGGUGACUCGUUAACAGAGCGGGGAACCGAUCCGGAUAAUGCCGGUUGGGUCGCACUGAUGCAGCACCGCUACAACCGAUCGGCCCACAUCGUUCCACGCGGGUUGUCAGGCUACAACACCAAGUGGUUCAUUGAGUCGGCCUUGCCCGUGGUUGAGCGCGAGCUAUCCGGUGAAGUGCGCUCUCCGUCUUUGAUCACGUUGUGGCUGGGUGCCAACGACGCUGCCCUUCCGAAUGGCACCGCAGCACGCCAGCACGUCCCGCUAGCAACAUACAAGGAGAAUUUGGCUAUGAUCGUCCGUUCUUUCCAGGCUAAAGCUCCGCAGGCUCACAUUUUGCUAAUCACCCCGCCGCACGUGGACGACGCCGUCCGGAAGUCCCGCUCCCCAGUCGGCUGCGCUGAACGCACCAACGCUGCGGCUGGCGAAUAUGCACAAGCAUGUGUGGAGGUCGCUGGGGAGGUUGGCGUAGACGUGUUGGAUUUGCACUCGUUCUUCAACGCUAUGUCGGAGAGUGAACGUGCUGCGUGCUUGGAUGACGGACUGCAUUUCACCGCAAAGGGCAGCCGCUUGGUGGACGAACAACUGCAGGUCAAGAUUACUAAGGCAUUCCCCGACCUGGCGAAGCAACUUGAAGUCUGGCAGCUCCCCAACUUCCGCACCUGGAUGAAUGCGUAGCUUUCUUAAUGGUCUAGUCGACCUGAGUGAAGCUUCAACAUGUAUCCUGGAUAGAUAGAUGGUCACUUGCAAAUAAAACAAUUCCGCUUGCCUA